Molecule: messenger RNA, 1389 nt
Organism: Diutina rugosa
Lineage: Eukaryota; Fungi; Ascomycota; Pichiomycetes; Serinales; Debaryomycetaceae
Gene: AUR1
Product: inositol phosphorylceramide synthase
Exons: 1
Coding region: 1-1389 (462 amino acids)
Biological process (GO): inositol phosphoceramide metabolic process; sphingolipid biosynthetic process
Cellular component (GO): inositol phosphoceramide synthase complex
Molecular function (GO): inositol phosphoceramide synthase activity
Source: RefSeq, a predicted model, not a curated record
AUGGCGUCAGUGAUACAAGUACCGGUGCACCUAUUUCAACGCUACUUUUUGCUGGAGAAGCUGCCGGGCGCCACGGUGAGCGACCUCGACUUCGACACUAGGGUCACCACCACUCUCCAGCGCAUCCGGCACCACCGGUGGCUGAGAGGCGACGUCGCCCACUACACUUUCCUCGCCGCGGUGAACCUAUUCGUGUUCACCGUGUUCCCGGCGCCGGUGUUGGCUAAGUUGGUGGUGUUGGCAUUUUUCGCUCUUAUUUUCAUGAUCCCCCUCACCCUGCAAUUUUUCUUCAAUGCAUUGCCAAUCUUGACGUGGUUGGCGCUUUUUUUCACUUGUCUGAAGAUCCCCAACUCAUGGAAGCCGCUGAUCUCAGUGCAGGUGUUGCCCGCUCUCGAAACCAUCGUCUACGGCGACAAUUUGAGUGCGGUGCUCGCUACCAUCAAUAACCGCGUGUUCGACGUCAUGGCGUGGUUGCCCUACGGUAUCAUCCACUUUUCCGUGCCGUUCAUCGUCGCUGCGCUCAUCUUUUUGUUUGCGCCGCCCACUGCCUUGAGAGGCUACGCCUUUGCCUUUGGCUACAUGAACUUGGUCGGGGUGUUGAUCCAGUUGUGCUUCCCCGCCGCGCCUCCUUGGUACAAGAUCAGAAACGGCCUUGAACCCGCCAAUUACUCGAUGCAAGGGUCGCCGGGUGGGUUGGGCCGCAUUGACCAGUUGUUGGGAGUCGACAUGUACACCACCGCGUUCAGCAACUCGCCGGUAAUCUUUGGCGCCUUCCCGUCGUUGCACUCAGGGUGCGCCGUGAUGGAAGUGUUGUUCAUGUGCUGGGUGUUCCCGCGCGCCCGCGUACUCUGGUGGACGUACGCCUGCUGGUUGUGGUGGCUGACGAUGUACUUGACUCACCACUACUUCAUCGACUUGAUCGGCGGGGCGGUGUUGCUGUUGCUGGUGUUUAUGUAUACCAAGUACGUGCACUUGCCGGUUAUGGACCAACUGAAGUGGUGCCGGUGGCUGUACGACUCCGUUACCAAGAUCAACAUGGUGCAGGAAGAUCCUCUCACGCUGGACUUCGUCCUGGUGGGGAUGGGGUCGCCGCGUGACUUGGAAGUGGGGUUCUCCGACCUGAUGGAAAUGGUACUGCUUGCGCGGUCGCGGUCGCAACGCACGGCGCUGCCGCCGAACGAGCGGGUCCACCUGCCGGUGGCCUUGGUGGCGCCGGCGGCGUUCGAAGAGGCGCUGGAGGUGCUGCUGUUGGACAACCUGGCGCUGCCGCUGGUGUUUGACGACUACCAAAAUCAGAUCCUGCUGGCGACGCUGGUGACGCUGCUUGAAGAAUUGGCGUCGCAGUACGAAGGCACCACCCCCGCUGGCGUCAAGACGAAAUUGAGAUGA